UGUCACGCAUCAUAACACAGACACAGUCAAGUUUUAUACAUGAAUAUAGUUUAGCCGUCUGCCAUUGUUGUGCCUUCAAAUCUACUCCCUCAUCUAUAUGCCGAAGAAACAUUUCACCUCUUGUCAAAGAGGUUUUCUUUGCCAAAUAAUAUAUUUCAUAUUUCAAUUAAAUCACAUUUCCAUCCCAGAUUGUCUUCUGGAUCCACUGAAGGUUUGCAGGGUGAUCUUGUCUACAGACAGUCACCAUGUACAACAUCAAAUCAUCCCUGCAGUCGCUGACGCAGAUGUUCAUUGGGAAAACAACAGAGUAUCUCAAUGACAUUGACAAUGUCCACAUGGUUUGGCUGGAGGAAAUUGAAGAGGAGGCCCAUCGCAUAUUCUCAAAGGACUUCAAUUCUGAGCCAGAAUUGAUGCCAAAAACGCCAUCGCAAAAGAAGAAUAGUCGCAGGAAGCGUGUGUCAUUGGGUCGCCAGGAGGAGCAAAACAAAAGAAGGUCCUCCAAAGGAAAACGAGUUAACCUCCGUAGCUCUGGGAUCAAGUCUCUAAAUGUUGUUGCUGAGGAGGAAAGCACAACUGAGUCUCCGGCUCCUCAAGUCAGUGACACUUCACAGCCGAAGCGCACUACUCGGCAAAACAUGAAAGCAAGUCCGGACGUAGAGGAAGCCACUCAGUCACUUCCCAAGAUCUGUGACACUAAGGAAGUGAGCAACAAGAAGCCUGAGCUGCAACCUGAACCAGAUGUUGUUGUAGACAAUGAGAGGCAAGAUGAGGCUUCCAGCUCUGCAGUAAACACACAAUCUCCAAAAUUGGUGGUGAGGAUAUCGGCGGGAGAUCGGUUGUCCGCCGAGUUUGCAAAGAAUGGAAGUGCAGGUGGGUCUCCUGGUCGCACUGCGACUAAAAUUGCAAUCGCAGACACUGCUGAAAGCUCACAGCGGCGAUCGGUGAGGCACUCUCUGAAGCUGCGCCACUCCCUGGGUGGCUGGCGUCCAAGCAUGACCCAGGAGUCGGUCCGCCGUGCCUCACGGCGAUCGAUCAUGAAAAGAAAGGCAGCUCAGGCGGACAACUCCACGUGCAGUGGCAACGUCAAUGGUGAUUCAAGUAUGGAAAUUGUGGAGGAAGAUGUUGUAGAGAUAAUUACGCCUCCAACUGCUGACACAGUUGAUGCUGUUGCUCAAGUCACUGACAGCCCGCCUGAGACGGACCAGGAGGCACGGACAUCUGUUGGGCGUGUAACACGCUCUGUGGCUGCAACUUUACCAGCACUGGCAUCUGCACCACUGUCGGUCAUGUGCACCCCAAACAAAAAAGCUGUGGCCACUGCAACACACCAGCCAACCACCAACAGGAUGUCACGUAGAAGUACAAAACGAAAGGCACCAGAUACAGCUGAGGAAAGCCCCGAAAAACAAUUUACUCCUCCCAAAAAAUCUCAAAGCGCUGUGAGACCAAACAUGAGGUCUUUCCUGCACACUGUCCAGAAGAAUCAGAUGUUGAUGAUGACACCAAACACUCUGGGCCGCUCUGCUGUGAUCAAAUCCUUCAUCAAGCACACAACCCCUCUGAAGACGGAUCCUAAGUUGAAAUUGGAUGUCGUGACAAAAGAGCGCAUGAAGCUGGAAGCUCUAAGGAAGAAGCAGGAGCAAGAAGAGGAGAGGAUGAGGAAAAUGGAAGAGGAGAAAAGGAGGAAGCAGGAGGAGCUGAGAAGGAAAAGAGAUGAGCGGUUGAGACGUGUGAAUGAGGCCAAAGUAAAGGAAGAGCAGAAAGAAGAAGAAAAGAAAAAGAAGAUUGAGCAGAAAAUGGCUCAGAUCGAUGAUAAGCGACAAGCAGAGGAAAAGGCCAAGAAGAAGGUGGCGUUGAAACGCCAGGAAGAGCUGGAGCUCAAACGCAAACUAGAAGAGGAGGCGAAGAGGAAGAAGCUGAUUCAAGCUGAGGAAGAGAAAAGGCAGCAAGAGUUGCUGGCUAAGAAGGCGGAGGAGGAAGAGCUGGCAGCGAGAAAGGUGGCAGAGGCGCGUCGAGCUCUGGAGCUGAGGAGGGAGCAGGAGCGCGAGAGAGAGCGACAGGCUGCGCUUGAAAAAGAACAGAAGGAAAGGGAGAAGGCCCUCGUGCUACAGCGUGAACUGGAGAAAGCAGCGAGAGAAAAGGAGAGGAGAGAACAGGAAGAGAAAAGACGGCUGGAGGAGCUGCAGAGGCUAGCGGCUGAAGAGAAAGCUGCUAAAGAGAGAGAAGCUGCCAAACUGAGAGAACUGGCUAAUGAAAAGGCUGCUGCAGCACGGAUGGCUGCUCUCAAUGUGACUGUGGAUAUUGAGCCCCCGAAUGCGAGCACGCCUGUUGGAAAAGGCAUGGCCAUGAAUGUGACUGUGGACAUUGAGCCCCCAGCUCAGAGCACACCUGUUGGAAAAGGCACGGCGCUGAACGUGACUGUGGACAUUGAGCAAUCUCCGCAGUCAUACUCACUCACACCAACCAAUGGCAAGAAAGCAGUCAAAGUAUCGGAAAGUGUCGAAGAUUAUGGGAUGGACCAGAACAGUGACGACUCUACAGAUGAUGAGUCGGCGCCAAGAAAGCCAGUUCCCUCCUGGGCAAAGGGACAUGGUCUGCAGCAGAUACUGAUGAAACAGUACUUCAAUCCACCUGACUUCGAGGCGUUCUUUGGGAGCAUCGACCCACCCAAACUGGAGGAAAUCUUUUCUAAAAGCAAACCGAGAUAUUUCAAAAGAACCAGCUCAGCAGUGUGGCACUCGCCCCCUGCUGGCAAAAAUUAAAAGUCUCUCAUCUCUGUUGUAUAAAGUUUCUUUGUUUUAAAAUCAUUUUGCAAUAAAGUCUUUUCAAAUCUUUGGGUUAUUUCCGUUCCAUGUGUGGGCCAUCUACCUGCUUGGUAUGUUGAAGCCCUUUUGGAACACUGUAACUGUUGUGUGUUGUGGGAAUAGCUGUUCAUUAAACCAAGACUUCGAAAACAGAUGUCAUGUUGGUGAAUUUCAAAGAAGUGUGAGUGUCAUCACUGAUAUCAAUCAUUAGGACCAGGUGGUUGUCAAACGCAGACCAGACUGUAUAUCGAACAUUGAUAAUGAGUAUGAGGAAGGGAGUACGUAGGCUCUAGUUUCUGAAGAAGUUUGAGGCAUUUGGUGCUGGAAGGUGUUUUCUUUGCAGCUGUUUUUCUGGGAUUGCUACAUUGGAGCUCGUGAUUCAGACUAUCUUUCUUGAUUUUGCAAUAAAAACAUCCACAGAUACAAAAAUAUUAUGCCUUAUACAUAUGUAUAUAUGGUGGGACCCUGAGACACACCACAUCUCCAGGCUUUAGCAUCGGUCAGGGUUUUGCCAUUCGAUCAUGACACCUGUUUUUGUUUCACUUUUUGUUCAACUAUCGUAACACUUCUUGAAUAGGCUGUUCAAUCCCUGAUGUGGGUGCUAGGUCCUGAUGCAAAGGAAAACACUGGUAACCUCUGUUACCAACUCCUGUUCAGGUUGAGACUCAGAACCUUCCCUCUCCCUCACACAGACAACCCCUAUCACGACCACAGUGCCACAUCUGUUUUCGAACUGUGCAAAGGCCAUGAUAGUGAA
This is a messenger RNA of Synchiropus splendidus (mandarinfish), 3561 nucleotides long. It is a transcript of the gene incenp, whose product is annotated as inner centromere protein. The coding region runs from base 246 to 2762 and encodes 838 amino acids. The transcript is spliced from 22 exons. Gene Ontology annotation, molecular function: protein serine/threonine kinase activator activity. Gene Ontology annotation, cellular component: chromosome passenger complex; kinetochore; nucleus. The record is from RefSeq and is a predicted model, not a curated record. Lineage: Eukaryota; Metazoa; Chordata; Actinopteri; Syngnathiformes; Callionymidae. Gene Ontology annotation, biological process: mitotic cytokinesis; metaphase chromosome alignment; positive regulation of protein serine/threonine kinase activity.